Culicoides brevitarsis is the source of this 3090-nucleotide messenger RNA. RefSeq names its product cGMP-dependent protein kinase 1-like. The transcript has 8 exons. NCBI's taxonomy places the organism in Eukaryota, Metazoa, Arthropoda, Insecta, Diptera, Ceratopogonidae. Bases 404 to 2977 code for a protein of 857 amino acids. Gene Ontology annotation, biological process: protein phosphorylation. The record is from RefSeq and is a predicted model, not a curated record. Gene Ontology annotation, molecular function: ATP binding; cGMP-dependent protein kinase activity.
ACAACGAAUGUCUUGUGCGAUAAAUUAGAUUUGAUAUUAAAAUAAAUUGUAAUUAUCGUCGUGUACAAACUCACACACAAUAUUAUCAAGCAAGAGUAAAAUAUCCAGAGAAGGUUAUUUAAAUACACAUUAAGAAGAAAACGAGAUCUUUAUUAAAUUUAAAAAAAUAUUGCAAAACACUGUAUAGUUUUUUCUUCACUAUUGAUAUAGCAAAAGUGUAAUUAAUAGAUGGAUAUUAACUAAUUUUUAUCUGAUCAUACACAAAACUGCUGCUAAUAUAAGAGAAUUAACGUGUAAUAUAUACAUACAUGAUAAUGAUCGGUAGUUGAUUCAUCAACACUCUCAUUGAAAAUUAUAACUAAAACUGUGAAACUUAAUAAAAUAUUCAAUUGUAAAUCGCAACAUGGCAUGCUUUUUUGGACGAUUUCGAUCAAAACAAAGUAAAGGUUUUGAUUUAACGAAAGAAAAUCUUAGCGAGGUUCCUACUGGAUUUGAGUCAUCCGGAUCUAUAAGACUUCUUUCAACACCUCAACUCAAUUCACUUAUUUUAAAGCCCGAGCCGCCCUCGAUUCUUAAACAGAAUGGAAAUAAUUCUUUAAAACACGAACGAACAUCUUCACAAAAUGAUUUACAAGCGCCAAAAACCAAAAAGCCUACUCCUGACACGUUAAAUCGUCAGCAGUCUGAUCAAUCCAAUGGCACCCAUCAAAAUACCGUUACUUCAUAUCCGCCACUUAGUAAUAGAAAUUCAGUUGCUUCUUUUGUUCAUGUUGAAGAUCAACACAUGCCAGUUAUUGAGAUUACUACUCCCGAAGUAGAACAUCCUCGUCCUUCAUGUCGAAAAUUCACAAUUGACUUUGUGCCUGAACCCUUGCCCAAAACAAUGGAUUCUGCAUCUCAAUUACAAAGAGGCUUUUCCAUCGAUGAAUCGUUGUCAAAUGCAUCGUUUACUUCAAAUAAUGAAAUUAAUAAUGAUCGGAGUCCUUCUUUAGUAGUUCCAAAUAUCCGUGAUAUCUUCAAAAUGAAAAACAGAAUAAAUUCUGUAGAAGAUGGUUUUGAAUCGAGUGCUGAGUCAGACGAUGGAUAUUUGACACUUACAAAAGGUAGCUCAAUUACGGAAAUGAUUUCGCCUCCAAUACAGAAAAAUGCGAGAAAAGAAGGAAUAAUGUCAGAUACCGUUGAUAAGACAAAUAUAACUAUUGAAGUCUUUGAGAAGGAUCAAGAAACUAUUGCUCUUAUUAAACAAGCAAUUCUCGAUAACGAUUUCUUGAACAACAUGAUGGACACAGAGAGAUUGCAGGCAGUUAUUAAUGCUAUGAGUAGUCGGUCAUUAGCAGCAGGAAUUAAUUUAAUUACUGAAGGUGAAACCGGAUCGCAUUUUUAUGUUUCCGAAGAAGGGUCCUAUGAUGUAGUUAAAGAAGGUCGUGUUAUCAAAACAUUUGGAAAAGGCGUCGUUUUUGGAGAGUUGGCUGUGCUCUACAAAGCCAAACGAUUCGCUUCUGUCAAAGUUACCGAGCCUGGAAAAGUUUGGAUGCUCGAACGAAAGAUUUUUCAAAAAAUCAUGAUGUCAACUGGGAGAAAAGAGCAACAAGAAAAUGUAAAUUUCUUGAAAUCCGUUCCUAUCUUUAGCGAUCUACCAAUGGAAUUAUUGGAAAAGAUUUCGGAUUUGUUAAUUCGAGAGUUCUUUAGCCAAGGAUCACGAAUAAUUCAACAAGGAGAUCCAGGAGAUAAAUUUUACAUCAUUCGUGGCGGAAAUGUUGAUGUUGUCAAACAAGAUGAAUUCGGAAAUGAGAAAUUAAUUGGAAAUCUUUCGAGAGGACAAUAUUUUGGGGAGCAAGCUUUGUUGAAUCGAGACAAACGACUUGCGAGUAUUAUCGCCUGUCCUCCGGGAACAGAAUGCUUAACAUUAGAUCGAGUAGCAUUUGAAAACUAUUUAGGUGCUGUUAAAGGGAUUCGGGAGACAAAACUCAUUCCAGAACCACAAAUAACUGCUGCGGUGAAAACUCCUCGCAUUCGAUCUGAAUACGAACACAUUAAGUUAAAAGACUUGAAAUAUAUUGGAAUGUUGGGAGUUGGAGGAUACGGUCGUGUUGAAUUGGUUCAACAUCGGAAUCAAGAGACUUUUGCUUUGAAGUAUCUCAAAAAGUAUGAAAUGGUGCAACAGCAACAGCAAAAACACGUGUUUAAUGAGAAAGAGAUCAUGUUAGCUUGUGACACGCCAUUUAUUGUCAAGCUUUAUCGCACAUUUCGUGAUAGUAAAUAUCUUUAUUUACUUAUGGAACCCUGUUUAGGAGGCGAUGUUUGGACAAUUUUGCAUCAAAAACGUUGUUUUGAUGAACGCACGACGCGUUUUAUGUCUGCUUGUGUUGUCGAAGCAUUUGAAUAUUUACACACACGAAAUAUAUUUUACAGAGAUCUCAAACCUGAGAAUUUAAUGCUUGAUAGUAGAGGGUAUAUUAAAUUAGUCGAUUUUGGAUUUGCGAAAUUUCUGAAACCCAACGAAAAAACUUGGACCUUCGCAGGAACACCUGAAUAUGUCGCUCCUGAAAUAAUAACCAACAAGGGACACAAUAGGGCUGUUGAUUAUUGGGCAUUGGGAAUUUUCAUAUUUGAAUUGUUAGUUGGAAAACCCCCUUUUCGAGGACGUGAUCAUAUGAAAACAUAUAAUUUUAUUUUGAGAGGAAUCGAUGUAGUUCAAUUCCCUCAAAAGAUUCCAAAGAAAGCACAGGCACUCAUCAAACGAUUAUGUCGUCAAAAUCCAACGGAACGACUUGGAUAUCAGAAAAAUGGAAUUUCUGAUAUAAAAAAUCACGUUUUUUUCAGCACUUUCGAAUGGGAAAAACUGAAGAACCAAACUUUGCCUGCCCCAUUAGUUUUGCCAGUAUUAAGUAAUAAGGAUCUGAGCAAUUUUGAGGCGCAAGAUCCUUUUUACGACGAUCCCCCAAGUGAAAAUUCUGGAUGGGAUAUCGGAUUCUGAUAAGCACUUACAAUAAACUAAUAUAAAUGAAUAAAUCAUAAUAAAGAUAUUAAAGAAUAUUUUUAUAUUGCUCCAAAACCAAAAAGCUAAGUUAGAGACAGAAGCAAUUAAAA